CGCGAAGCGAGGAAGCGGCCGGAGCUGCACUCGCCGGGAGGGCAACGACGCCAGCGCCGCUCCUGCCCGCGCUCGGACCCCGAGGGUCGUCGCCGCCAUGGAUUACGGGGAAGAAAUGGAUCGUGACUAUGGACAUGGUGCCUAUGGUGGCCCAAGAGCUAUGGACUCUUAUAUGAACCAGUCAUAUGGAAUGGAAAGUCAUGGAGGUGGUGGAGGAGGUGGUAACAGGUUUGGACCUUAUGAGUCUUAUGACUCCGGGUCUUCUCUGGGUGGGCGAGAUCUGUACAGAUCUGGCUAUGGUUAUAAUGAGCCCGAACAAAGCCGCUUCGGAGGUAGUUAUGGUGGUCGAUUUGACAGCAACUACCGGAAUAGCCUUGACUCUUUCGGAGGUAGAAACCAGGGCGGGUCUAGCUGGGAAGCACCUUACUCACGCUCAAAGUUGAGGCCUGGGUUUAUGGAGGACAGAGGAAGAGAGAGUUACUCUUCCUACAGCAGUUUUUCUUCACCCCAUAUGAAGCCUGCACCUGUAGGCUCUCGGGGGAGAGGAACGCCUGCUUACCCUGACAGUGGAUUUGGAAGCAGAAACUAUGAUGCUUUUGGAGGACCAUCAACAGGCAGAGGCCGUGGCCGAGGAUACAUGGGAGACUUUGGAGGCAUGCAUAGACCUGGAAUUGUGGUAGACUAUCAUAACAAACCCAGCUCUGCAGCAGUAGCUGCACGAGGAAUAAAGAGAAAAAUGAUACAGCAGCCAUAUAAUAAACCAGGUGGGACAUUUAUCAAGAAACCCAAACUGACAAAACCUAAUGUGAAGAUGAACCAAAACAAACCUAGUGUCAAGCCAGAAGAGAAAAACGAAGAAGAAGAAAAACGUCGGAUUGAGGCAAGAAGAGAAAAGCAAAGGCGUAGGAGAGAAAAAAACAGUGAAAAGUAUGGUGAUGGUUACAGAAUGGCAUUUACCUGCUCAUUCUGUAAGUUUCGAACCUUUGAAGAAAAGGACAUUGAAGCUCAUCUGGAAAGUCCUGUGCACCAAGAAACUUUAGAUCAUAUUCAGAAACAAACCAAAUUUGAGAAAGUUGUGAUGGAGUUUCUGCAUGAAUGUAUGGUGAAUAAAUUCAAGAAGACAGCUAUGCGCAAACAGCAGACUGCUAGCCAAAUGGAAGCUGCCCUGAUGGUUGAAAAAGAUAUAAUGGAAGGUGUUACAGCUGAUGAUCAUAUGAUGAAAGUUGAGACUGUUCUGUGCUCUGCAUGUAGUGUGUAUGUUCCUGCACUACACAGUUCUGUUCAGCAGCACUUAAAAUCUCCUGAACAUACAAAGGGAAAGCAGACUUACAAAGAACAAAUUAAAAGAGAGAGUGUCCUGACUGCUACCAGCAUUCUGAAUAACCCUAUUGUAAAGGCACGGUAUGAGCGCUAUGUUAAGGGUGAAAAUCCAUUUGAAAUUACUGAUCAGAAUCCAGAGCAACAAGGAGAAGAUGACAAGGCUGAUGAGCCUGUAGAGGAGGAGGAAGAGGAGGCAGAAGCUGAGGAAGAGGAGGCUGAAGCCGAAGAACAGACUGAUUUCACUCUUGACCAGACAGAAGAUAAUUGAACUGAACACAAGUAGAGAAAAAUGCUCCAUUAUUUUUCUGAUAACGUGGCUGUGUAAAAGUUUCCAAU
Molecule: messenger RNA, 1656 nt
Organism: Euleptes europaea (tarantolino)
Lineage: Eukaryota; Metazoa; Chordata; Lepidosauria; Squamata; Sphaerodactylidae
Gene: ZNF326
Product: zinc finger protein 326
Exons: 10
Coding region: 98-1588 (496 amino acids)
Biological process (GO): regulation of DNA-templated transcription elongation
Cellular component (GO): DBIRD complex; nucleus
Molecular function (GO): DNA binding
Source: RefSeq, a predicted model, not a curated record